UCUACACACACUUAAUGUUUCGAUUGAUAAACGUCUCAAGCAAUCACGGAAGAUUUUAUAAAUCGCCCUCCAGUGUCGCAGUUAAAUUAUCAGUAUGUCCAAGAGGGUGAGCAUCGUGUUGCCGGAGGAGAUGCCUUCGGCUCCGUCGGUCAGUAGGAAGCCGCCAAAGAAGAACCUCACCGUCAAGAGUUCCAUCAAGAGCGGCUCCAGCGUUCGGACGGACAUUGUGCCCCCCGUGUUUGUUGUCGUUAGUCCGCAGAGUAGUCAACUCUCGAUGACCUCCAGUCAGCAAAUCAGUACCAGUACGAAUAGCGACAGCUCCCUCAGAAAUUCGGUCAAGGACGAACAUGAACUGAAGGAGGAAGAGUCAUCAAGCAUUGAAGCGCCACCAACCCCGGAAGGCAGCGCCUUGGUCCAAACUGGCUCUUCAAAUUCCCAGCAAUCGGCUAAUUUCGAAUCCGCCACCUCGUCGAUUAAGCAGUUCCUCCGCAGCACAGUCGCGCUCGUUAAAGCAGGUGAAUCUUUCACAUCUGUGAAGCGCCUAUUCCACAAGUUCAUCAAAAAUACCGGUGGCUCGAAUUCCAAUCUUUCGGCACCCCAUGAUUCCUCAACCUCCUCUCAAGGAACUAAGAAGGAUAAUCCCUAUCUUAGCAAGUCUAAUGAUACGCUUCUGUCCGACUUGGGGCUCCAGCCUACGAUUCCCAGCACCUCGCAGAUGACCCCGAGUAUUCACCAUUCCAACUACUCCUUCAAUAACGCGAUGUACGACCGUACAAGUCUUCGUUCUGAUGUUACCCCACUGACGGGCUAUACGCCCAAAACAGAGGAAGCUGGCUACCGAACUGACACUUCAAUGCAGACCGCGUCGAAGAGUCUAGUUCACGACGUGGCCAGCGAAUCAGAGCUUCCUUCGGGAAGUGGAAUGAUUGGGAGUAGGUCACAGUCAAAGGAGCACAGUGCUUUCGAACGGAAAUAUACGAUGUCACCGGGUCAGGUCCGCGAUUUCUUAAGGAGCAGGUCAAGGUCAAGCAGUAAAUCAAUACGCCAGAAAAGGAGAUCCUCCGUCGCCAGUUCACCUAGAAGGACGCCCAAGAUGUCACCCAGAAACGAUCAUGCCACACAUGCAGUGGAACCCGUAUUCGCCUUGGUCAGUUCCUCUGGUCCCAAUUCGGAGGGAGAACGAUCGAGCAGGUCGAGUCGAAGGAGCGGAGAAGGCUCAAGUGGGGCAUCACAAAACAUGACGGUCAGAAAAGCAGUUAGCUCUAUUCUAAAACCGGGCUUAGCCAAGUCUGGGGGCGAGCAAUCCCCCCGAUCAAUUCAAUCGAGGUCAAGCUCUCACCGUAGCUCACGGCGAAGUUCCCGCUCAGGAUCGCGAGCAAGUGCGUCAAAGAUCCCGGACAACCUCCACCAGAAGAAAGAGGUCCUCGACCCCCUCCCCCUGAUGGAGUAUACCUUCACUCUGGUCAGCCCUGAGGAGGAUGACGGUGGCCAGCCGAGGGAGAGCACUGGUGGCGACAUUGAGGACGCCUCCACCAGCUGCCGGACUUACCAGGAGGAUUGCAAAUGUCACCACUGCCAGGACAUGCGACGGGCGGUCAAGAGGGCCGAAUUUUUCCAGUCGCCGGAGGGACAGAAAAGGCUGGAGUCGAAGCUGCUGGCCAAGAACUUCUUCAUGGACCUCUGCGCCCUGUCGGAGGUGCGCAGCCAGAUCAAGGCCGAUCUUCAUGGGAAACGUCGGCAUCCUUCGUCGCGGGUCAGUUACCCGGUGAGCAUUUGCGGAGCCUCCCGCCUGGACGGUGGAUCGCUGUCGCUGCAGUGGUUCGCCCACGACCUGGACAGCGUGGACCACUUUGACUUCUUCGUGGACAACAAGCGGAGUCGAAGUGUUUACAACCUGAGGGCCAAUAGCACCGUGCUCAUCGACGUGAAUGCCGCCGAGACGCACACGUUGCGCAUGAGGGCAGUGCCGACGCGAGGAAGUAGUGGCCAGGAUGCCUUGGUGGAGCAGUUCAUGGCGGAGGUGGCAGCCGGGCACUUGCGGCACGUGCGGCAAGGCCAACUCUUCGCGCGGUGCUUCAAGCACUUGGAUGCCCAACCGCAGCCGCGAACUCUGGUGGACUUCUGGACGGACAGCGAGUACCUGUAUAUGCCCACGCAAUCCCGCUGACUGGCCAAAAUAAACUGAGUUAUGAGCAGCAA
Molecule: messenger RNA, 2199 nt
Organism: Drosophila rhopaloa
Lineage: Eukaryota; Metazoa; Arthropoda; Insecta; Diptera; Drosophilidae
Exons: 1
Coding region: 95-2167 (690 amino acids)
Source: RefSeq, a predicted model, not a curated record